Molecule: messenger RNA, 1389 nt
Organism: Cordyceps fumosorosea ARSEF 2679
Lineage: Eukaryota; Fungi; Ascomycota; Sordariomycetes; Hypocreales; Cordycipitaceae
Product: nicotinate phosphoribosyltransferase
Exons: 3
Coding region: 1-1389 (462 amino acids)
Biological process (GO): NAD+ biosynthetic process
Molecular function (GO): nicotinate phosphoribosyltransferase activity
Source: RefSeq, a predicted model, not a curated record
AUGGAUUUCAACAGCUCCUCACCCUUCCCAGAGGGUGUCAUCUCUUUUCUGGAUACCGACCUGUACAAAUUGACCAUGCAAUGCGCCGUCUUCAAGUACUUCAAGGAUGUCCCUGUUACCUAUGCCUUCACCAAUCGUACACCGGAGAAGAGGUUGUCGAGGGUGGCAUAUCUAUGGCUCCAAGAGCAAAUCACAAAACUCGGCAACAUAUCCCUGUCCGACGAAGAGCACCAGUUUCUCGAGCAGCAUUGCAAGUAUCUGAGUGCCGACUACCUGGCAUUCCUCAAAGAAUUCAGGCUUCGACCGAGGGAGCAAGUCUCCAUCACAUUCCAAACUGUUGAUUCGGACACAGGCGACGAUAGUGACAUAGGCGACGUACAUGUGAGCAUUUCUGGCACAUGGUCAGACACGAUACUCUAUGAAAUUCCAUUAUUGGCCCUAACAUCCGAGGCCUAUUUUCGUUUCAUGGAUACCGAUUGGGAUUAUGAAGGACAAGAACAAAAAGCAUUCGAAAAAGGCAUGAAACUUAUCGAAUCAGGCUGUAUUCUGUCAGAGUUUGGUACACGACGUCGCCGUGACUACCACACGCAGGCUCUCGUCUUCCGGGGUCUGGUGAAGGCAUCCAAGGAAGCAGCGCUCAAAGGCUACCCUGGCGAGCUUUCUGGUACAAGCAACGUGCAUCUUGCCAUGCGCUUCAACAUUCCACCGGUCGGAACAGUCGCACAUGAAUGGUUCAUGGGAACAGCGGCCAUCUUCAAUGACUACAAGAAUGCUACGGAGGAGGCUCUGAGACACUGGGUUGGGUGUUUUGGUACAAAUUUAAGCAUAGCCCUUACCGACACGUUUGGAACACCCGAAUUUUUGAACGCUUUCAGCCGACCCGCGCGAACGACGGAAGGCGGCACCCCAGAAUCGACCUUGUGCAAACCUAACGGGUCCCGCAAGACUUAUGCCGAGCUCUUCACCGGAAUCAGACAAGAUUCCGGCGAUCCAAAGGAAUACGUCAAGCUUCUGCGCAAGUACUACGAUUCUCAAGGCAUCAGGGAGAAAGUGAUGGUCUUCUCAGACUCUCUCGAUGUGGAAAAAUGCCUAGAAUACAAGAAGGCCGCGGAAGACUACGGGUUCCUGCCCAGAUUUGGUGUUGGAACCUUUCUGACAAAUGAUUUUACGCACCGAAAGACCGGGACAAAGUCUCUGCCUCUAAAUAUAGUCAUCAAGCUCAGUUCCGCUGCCGGGCGACCGGCGAUCAAGAUAAGCGAUAACAUUGAAAAAAAUACCGGAGACAAGGAGCUCAUUCAAAAAGUCAAGGAGCAGAUUGCAUAUGUUGAGAAUACGUGGGAGGAGGGUAAAGAGGAUGCUAGAUGGGGGAAGGAGGAAUCGAGUAAGUAA